AUGGAUUCGUGUCCAACUGCCAAGGAGUUGCUUGAUCGCGUCGACUAUGAUAUCUCGCAGCUGCUGCAGCGGUUCGAAAAUAUCGUCGCCAUUGCUGCCAACAAGUUCGACGGCACCAGUCACGUUGAUGCUGCUGUAGAAGCAUUCCAGAUUGAUGUAGAAUCCACUGCGCUGAUCCGUGCCUCGGAGGACCUGCUCGCCUUGCACCGUCUCAUGAAGGAGCUCUGGCUCUUCGGUAAGCUCGAUACUCUUGGCGAAGACGAGCGGGAUGUCCAGCGUCGUGAAAAGCUCGAGGAGGAUGUGACGGCCAUCCAGAGCGCACUUGACAAAGGAUUGUUGAUGCCAUCGUCGGAUGAACCUGAGGACCACGAAACGGAAGACCCUGAGAAUUCCAAGAACUCUGAGCAAUCCGAUAAGUAA
Molecule: messenger RNA, 420 nt
Organism: Penicillium roqueforti
Lineage: Eukaryota; Fungi; Ascomycota; Eurotiomycetes; Eurotiales; Aspergillaceae
Product: RNA polymerase II mediator complex head subunit MED22
Exons: 3
Coding region: 1-420 (139 amino acids)
Biological process (GO): regulation of transcription by RNA polymerase II
Cellular component (GO): mediator complex
Molecular function (GO): transcription coregulator activity
Source: RefSeq, a predicted model, not a curated record